UUUCCGCUGUUUCACGUUGUGAACUCUAACCGUCAAAUUGUAUUUAAGUGUAUCGGCGGCGUGGUGAUUUUGUGGAUCUACCGUAUAGUCAGUUCCACCACAGCGACCGGACUGUGCACGGGCAGACCUCACGAUUUCGAACGAUUUUCUGUUUUUUUUAUUUUUUUAUCGAAUAUUGUACAUUUGUUUGUUGCCUGGAUAGAUUUUUGUCGCUAUUUUUUUUUGCCGAGCAAACACUGUACGGUAUAUUAUUCAGUAUAAAAUAUUAUUGUUAUAAAAUAAUUAUAAUAUACAUAUAUCACACACAUUCACGUUGCAAUAACAAAAGUUUUCGCACCAAACCUGCAGAGUCCCGAACAUUAUCAUAGAACAAGAAUUGUACAGGAUGCCUGCCGAUAUUGCAGUCAUGGAUAAGUUCGACUCGAACAACAAGAGCACAACUCAUGACCUUUCGGAAAUUCAAUCUUUUUACAAUGGUACGACGGUUUUUUUGACUGGCGCCACUGGAUUUGUGGGGAAUUUAAUCCUGGAAAAACUAAUCAGAACAUGUUCUGGAGUUAAAAAUAUUUAUGUCUUGAUCAGAGAGAAAAAAGGGAAAACUACAGAAGAAAGGUUUAAAGAGCUGUUCAAUGAUCCAGUAUUUGAAUUGAUGAAAAAAGAACAACCCAACUAUUUAGAAAAGGUCACAGCAGUAAUCGGUGAUUGUUGUUUACCAAAUUUAGGGAUACAAGAGCAAUACAUAGACAUUAUAAAAGAUGAAGUUAACAUUGUUAUACACUCUGCUGCUACCGUAAGAUUUGACGAACAUUUAAGAAAAGCGGUUAACAUCAAUAUAGUCGCCUUGCAGGAUAUGCUGAAAAUAAGCCAAGGAAUGAGAGACUUAAAGGCUUUCGUUCAUAUUUCAACCGCUUAUUCGAAUUGUGCUGGGAGAAAAGUCGUAGAUGAAGUGUUUUACAAACCACCAAUAUCUGGAGAUAAUUUGUUUCAGCUCAUGAACAGUCUUGACGAUGACUACAUCACCAGAAUUACUCCUUCAAUGCUGAAGGAUUGGCCAAACACAUAUGCUAUGACAAAAGCAAUUGCCGAAGGCGAAAUCACAACACACGGCAAAGGGUUACCCAUUGGAGUGGUAAGGCCGUCGAUGAUAGUGGCCACCGACAGCGAACCGGUCCCCGGGUGGAUCAACAACAUCUACGGACCGACAGGGGUCUGCGCGGCCACCGGCAUUGGACUCAUGAGGUGCAUGUUGGCCGAUUCCGACCUAAUGGCUGACAUCGUGCCCGGAGACUUCGUCAGCAACGCCGUUGUGGCAUCUGCCUGGGACAUCCACAACCAAUGGAAAGAGCAUAAAAACUCCAAUUGUGAAGUUGAAGCAGAUGGUUUGAAUAAGGAACAAUUCGUGCCACCAAUUUACAAUGUCGUUUCUUCGAGGUCUAACCCAUUAACAUGGGGAGAAUUUUCAGUGUUCAACAAAAAAUAUGGAUGUCAUAUUCCAUCUGUAAAAGCGAUCUGGCCAUUUAUGUUGAGGCUUACUAAAAAUCAUUACGAAUUUACAAUUUUAUGUUUUCUCCUCCACACCUUACCCGCGUACAUUAUCGAUUCCUUAGCGAAACUUACGGGAAGAAAGCCACAAUUAAUAGACGGAUACAAGAAAAUUCACAAAUUCAUCGAAGUCAUAGCGUACUUCGCCCUACAGUCGUGGACGUUCCACGACAACAACACGAAGUCACUGAUAAAAAAACUGUCCAAACUGGACCAGUCCCUAUUUAAGUUCGACAUGAAUAAAUUAGACUGGAACGAGUAUUUCAAAAAACACGUGGUGGGCAUUCGACUGUACAUCGUAAAAGAUCCAAUGGAAACGGUGCCGGUAGCGUUAAAACGAAAUAAAAAACUGUUCAUGAUUCACUACACAUUAAUGUCUUUUUUGGUGGCAUUAUUGAUGACAGUAGUCUACGGACUGUUCCUACUCUUCUUGUAGGCAAUUCUAAUCUCUGCUGUGUCCUAAAUGGUAAUUAUAACUGCAUUUAACAAACAAAAUAUAUUUGUAAUAUGAACCUAUUGUAAUACAUGUCUCACUUACUUACGAUGUAGGUAUUUCACUUUUACUCAAAGUUGUGUAAUUUUAUGAAAAUUUUUUUACUUGAAUUCAUCAACUUCAUUUUUCAAUACCUAUACUACAAUGUGUAUUAUAUAUUUAUAUAUAUGUAUUAUCAUUAAUUGUACAAUUUUUCUCUUUUAUGCACGCACUUAGGUAUGCUAUAUAUUAUAAUAAUAUAUACCUACCUAAGCAUAAUGUGUCAGUAUUUUUUGUAAGUGGAAUAAAUAAUUAUUAUUACAAAUAUUGAAUUAUUGCAUGGUUAUACCUAAUAUAUACCUAUUUUUUCAAAACGUUGGUGUUCAUAUUACGUCAUUGAUUUUAAGAUAAUUGUAUGUAUUAAAAUUACUUUUAGUUAUUACUUAUUAGGUACAUUAAAUUAUUAUAAAAAAUAUAUUUGGUGAAAUAAA
Molecule: messenger RNA, 2505 nt
Organism: Acyrthosiphon pisum (pea aphid)
Lineage: Eukaryota; Metazoa; Arthropoda; Insecta; Hemiptera; Aphididae
Product: fatty acyl-CoA reductase wat
Exons: 12
Coding region: 386-1978 (530 amino acids)
Biological process (GO): long-chain fatty-acyl-CoA metabolic process
Cellular component (GO): peroxisome
Molecular function (GO): alcohol-forming very long-chain fatty acyl-CoA reductase (NADP+) activity
Source: RefSeq, a predicted model, not a curated record